AGUUUCACGCCGUGGUAGCAAGGAGUAUGUUGAUUGAAUUCUCGUGUGUUCAAGAGUGGACAAGGAAGAAAAAAUUGUCUGUGGCGUGUAUGUGUGAUUUUAUUUCCUUUCUCUCAAACCAAAUUCCCCAAAACGGACGGAAGUGCCGAGAUAAAUCUCACUCUCCAUUUGGUGAAAAGUUAGACACUACUAGUAACGUAGAAUAAUGCAAAAAAUUCAACCACGUGGGAAUAUAAUUUCAUUUUGUAUCUGAAACCAUAUUGAGAACGCUAAAUAUUCUGUGGCAAAAAAAAAUCUAGAAUUAAAUCCACACGUGAUUUAUACUUUUUAUUCAAAUUCUAUUAUCUCGAAACUAUUUUUUUUUAAAAAUCACAAAAUUGUCUAAAUAAAUAAGAAUUUAAUAGAAAAAAUAAUAAUUUAAAUUUUUUUGGUGCUUUGUAAUAUAAAAAACUUUAAUAGUUGUUUAUUAUUAUUAUUUUUGUAAUGAAUGUGUGAAUAAUAAUAAGUUUAUACUGUGAGAUAAUAAUAAUAAAAUAAGCUAAAAUAGAAAGAAAAAGACAAAGUUUUAAAAAAUAAUUUAAAUUCAAUAAUUGUUAUCGUGAUAGUGUGAGAGGAACUUAAAAAAAUUUUAGACAUUAUUGUUUUGGAUAGAAAGAGAAAUCACUAUGACUACCUCAUGGUGCAUCAGAUGACAUGUGAUUGAGGAUGUGGAAUUAGGUGUUGGAGUGUGAGACAUCGACUUUUGGCCAGAGGAAGUGUCACCGAUUGGUGGUGGGGGAUUAAAAUCCAUAUUGGAAAGGCAGAAGUGCAAAAGCGGUGUGCAGAAUGGACACGGGAAACCUUGUUCUGGAGGCUGUUGCUGCGGGUGUCAAUGCCACGGACUACGUCAAUCGAACGGCUCCCAUUUAUUCCAUAAAUCCCGACUUUAUUUCACAAUGGAAGCUGAAGAAGAAACAGGAGAGAAUCUGUCGAGCACUUUACAAACGUCUCAUCAACUUCCCCGCUUGCCAGCGAAUCUUGGGUGUACCACUGUACCGACCAGUGUACGAUGGUGGAGAUUUGUAUCCUUGGACAAAUAAUGACAGUAUGAUCGAUUGGAGUUACUUCAAUAUCAGCCUCAAUGGUCAAUUUGACGAGAGCUUGUGGAAUGCAACGACACAACUCACAACAACAUCAAAGCCCAAUGGGCCCGUUCCGGUGUUGGCACCUUUCGAAUUAUGGCAAACGAUCCUCAUUGCCAUUUGCUUGGCACUCUGUAUCAUCCUCACUGUCGGUGGGAAUACCCUUGUACUUCUCGCCUUCAUCGUUGAUCGCAGCAUCCGGCAACCCAGUAACUACUUUAUUGCAUCCCUUGCGUGCACCGACAUGCUCAUAGGAACCGUUUCUAUGCCUUUCUACACGGUUUACGUACUGAUGGGGUACUGGGAUCUUGGUCCUUUACUCUGUGAUCUCUGGCUCUCCGUGGACUACACAGUAUGCCUCGUGUCUCAGUACACUGUGUUGCUUAUUACGAUAGAUCGCUUCUGUUCUGUGAAGAUUGCCGCUAAAUACCGUAGCUGGCGAACCAAGCAGAAGGUGAUCUGGAUGGUAACGAUUACAUGGAUAAUUCCAGCACUCCUCUUCUUCAUCUCCAUCUUCGGGUGGGAGCACUUUGUUGGCUAUCGUGACCUCCUACCGGGUCAAUGUGCCGUGCAGUUCCUGAAAGAUCCUGUGUUCAAUACUGCCUUAAUCAUUGGCUACUACUGGACCACGCUUGUUGUUCUCUUUGUCCUCUAUGGUGGCAUCUACAAGACAGCCUAUGAGAUGCAGAAGAAAAGUGAGGCAAAGCAGCGAAAAAUGCAAUCAAUGGUGGCUCUAAGUGCUGGUGCAAUGACAGGAAUGGCGGGUAGGGCAGCUGGAAUUGGGAUCUCAAAAACACAGAGUACACUUCUCAGUCAAGAUAAACCAAAAGCCCUACCGAGUGUGACGCAAACAUCCACUGUGCCGCAGUCAUCGUCAUCGUCAUCCAAUCAGGCGAAUUUCGGUGAAGAUGCUACAAAAAAGGUUCCUAAAGAGUCCCGGGAGAAGCGUCAACCAAAGGAGGGCAAUGAAGGGGAUAAGAGUGAACGAUCCAGUAGCCCUGCCUUCGAUUCGGAUGACGAUAGUUCAGCGCAACAGAUGCAGCAGCAACAACAACAGCAGGAGCGCGUGAAGAAAGUGCAACAAGAACGAAAACGCUCCUCAAUUGCAGGUCUCAUGGUAGGCGUGCACGCACCAGUUCUAGCUACAAGAGUCAACGGUGCAAUUGGGCAGAAAGCCACAAUGGAGGUGCCGAAGAAGACGCCGUCGCCUUUAACGCCAAACCUGCCUCGAAUUCAGGAGACAAAUCUCCUCGACACCCACCCAGCCGGACAAAGUACGCUUCAGAUGCAACCCUUACAACCAAUCCCAAUUGUCCAAUCACCCAUUUCCCCGCAAGAUAUUGCCCCGCCAGAAAUCCCACCAGAGCAGCAGAGGCUGCGUCUAUCCCAACCAAUCUUACCACCUCCGGACGCCUUCCAAAGUAGCCCACCCAUAACUGAGAGUCCCCCGUCCAGGGUAUCAGCGCGUCCGCGCAGCUUAACUGUAAGUAGCCAUGGUGACUCAAAUCUGACUUAUGAUAUUCUAGGGGGGAUGGACGGCGCUGAUCUCCGCUUUAUGGAUGAGAGUUCUGUGGUGGUGCCGUCGCCACCAAAUGAGAGUCCGCCCACGUCAAUUACACUCCCACCCGUUCCGGCGCGCCAACCUGCCGCCAACCAAAGUGCCGCCAAUCCUAGUCUCCUCCACAAAGCCCUCAUUCGUGCCACGGCGCAGCUUCAGCCCGCAGAUCAUGCCAAAUUCCACACGACCGUCACGGUGGAUCGGCCCGACCAGAAGCCAGUGACAUCCAUCGUCCAGGAUGCCACUGUGUGCCACAUCGAUGCCCAAAAGGCUGAAUCAACGAAGUCCUCCACGGACGCUGCGACACCCAGUGUCUCGACGGCGCCUGAACCCCCAUCUUCUGAUUCAAGGCUCCGCGGGGACUUUAUUCGUUCCAUCGGCAAACGCCUCAAGGGGAAGAAAAAAUCCCCCGCGGGUCCAGGAGCUGGCCGACAAAAGUCCAAAUCGGAAAAUCGUGCACGCAAAGCUUUUCGCACAAUUUCCUUCAUUCUGGGCGCAUUUGUGGCAUGCUGGACGCCAUAUCAUGUCUUAGCGCUCGUCGAAGGCUUCUGCAAGUCACCACCGUGCACCAAUGAGCACCUCUACAUGUUCUCCUACUUCCUCUGCUACGCCAAUAGCCCCAUGAAUCCAUUCUGCUACGCCAUGGCUAAUCAGCAAUUUAAGAAAACCUUCACGCGCAUCCUCAAGGGGGACUUUCAUAUGACUUAAUUCUUCUUCAUUCAUCUCAGGCUUUUUUAUUCCCUAAAUUCCUCAUCCUGGCUAUUUUUCGCUUCCUCCUUCUAUCUCACAAACGGCAAUACUUUCUUUUUCCUUCUUUCCUUUACGAAAAAAAAAUCUUCCAAUUAAUUUUCCAUUAAUUGAAAUUUUCUCUGCAGAACAUAUCUUUACUUUAAACGAGGUCUUCUAUUUAAAUUUAUUUAUAUACCUGCAUUACAUAUAUUAAAUUUUUUAUCAUUAAUAAAAAUUUCAUAUUUUAUUCUUCCAUUUUUUUAUUGUUUGCUUCAAACAUUCGAAAAACAAACAAAAAAUAUAUUAUAAGAAAGAAAAAAAAUCAGAGGAAAAUUCAUAUUGAUAGACAAUAAUUAAUUAGGACUUUAUCAAUAUACUAUAUUACAUAUACAUAUUUGUAGCUAAUGAAAUAUUUGACAUUAUUAUGGGAAAUUCGCUUAGGACAUUUUUUGUAGGUUUUAUCAAUUAAUAGAAAAAUAAAAGAAAACAAAUAGAAAAAAUAGAAAAUUUAUGUAAAUCAAUGUUGCGCAUGUCGCAUGCUAGUUACAUGAAACUCAUGCAGUGUGUGUAGAAGAGGAAAGUCGAAGAAAAAAGUAAAAGAAAUUGUAGGUAGUUGAAGAUGAAAUUACUUCUAUACUAAACACCUGCUUUGUGCAUUUUCUCAUUUUAAAUGAUUAGGAAAAAAAACAACUAACAUGAAUGAAUGAAAUUCAAUAAAUUUUAUUUAUUUAUCAUCUAUGUAAUAUUUGCAGCAUUUUAUGUGAAAAUUAUAUGAGAAGGGAAAGUUUAUUAAAAGAAAAAGGAAAAACGGAGCAAUGUGUGUGUAAAUAUUUACAAUAAUAUAUAGAAGAAAAAUCCUUGUGCAUAAAUAAAUAUUUUAGAAAAUAUAUAUAUGAAUCAUAAAGCAAAUAUUUGUUUCUGUGAGAAGAUUCUUUCCCAUUCACAUUGGGGGAGGAAUUCUUCCCAGGAACUUUAAACACAUCAUGACAAUCUCUCUUAUGCCAAAAAGCUCCCACUCAAUUUUUCUCACUCCUCUGAGCCCCAAUUUAGUGAGAAAACUGCAGUUGAUUGCCUUUUUGGAAAAUACUUUUUAUUUAUUUUUAUUUUUGAUAAAGAAAAAAGUAAAGAAAAUAAACCAAUCAAACCACUAAAAUCAUUGAGACAAAGAAGACAUUUUAAUAAAAUCGAAGGAUUACAAACUAUGUAAAUAAAUACAUAAUGUUGAUCAAUAUACCAACAUAUUAUUGAUCGAGUGUCAUAUAGAUUAACAUUUCCAAGAAGAUGAAACUUUUUUUUUUUAAUUAGAUCUACAUAUCAUUUCAUCUUAGGCGUAAUAUAUUUUUGUAAAGACUUGAAAAACAAAGAACUUUGCAUCAAAUUCUGAAGCAACUCUGUGGGUAUGCCAAUGAAGAAUAAAGUUUUAAAAAAAAAUUUGCAUUAGUGAGGCCGUUAAAUUAUCCCAUUUGCGGACACAUAGAUCACCAAUGUGAGCAUUGAUUUGUAUGCUUUAGAGCGCAUUUUAUACUUUGUAAUUUCUAACAAUUACAUAUAGAUAUUGGACGUAGAUACAUUAAAAGAAUAUCAAUCAAAUAAAAUUCUCAAUAUUGCAUUUGAAAAUUAUUUUUUAGAAGACUUCCAGAAGUAAACUGUGUCGUCUUUUUCUAAGAAGAACCUUUAUUUUUAAUUAUUAAAUAAAAUCCCUUUACCAAAAAUAAUUUUUGAAAGUUUUUUUUAGCACAGAACUGCAAUCAAUACUUCAUUCAUAUAUAUUUAGAACUGACGUACAAUAUCUAUUUAAAUAAUAAAUGGAGACACCUCAAUGCUUUACUAUAUAAGACAUGAAAUCUCUCUCAGCUUCAAAUCACAUCACAUUGAAGUGUAGUGUAAUAUACAUACAUAAUAUACAUAAAUUAAAAUUAUAUACAUAUUCUUUACUCUGGGUCAUCAUAACAAAAUUCUUUUAAAAGAAAAGAAAAAAAUAUGAUCAUAAGAAUUGCGUACACAUCUCUGUGAAGAAAAAUUUAAAAAAAAACACACAAAAUCUAUAUUUACAUAAAUUAUGCCAAUAUAUAAGAAUAUUUUCUUCUUAUAUAGCUCAUAAGAUGAGAUGAAUAUUCGUUAGAAAUUACAUAAAUUAAAUUAUAUAAAAGAAAAAUCAAUAAAUAAAAUUAAGUGAAGAACAAAACAAAAAGACAAUAGCAAUGCUGCAAAAGAAAUUAAAUCUUUGAAAAACAAGUGGCAUUUAAAUGCGAAUUAAAUCAAAUUUCUUACUGUAGAUAACGAUGUUUUAAAGAGAGAGAGAGGAGAAAAAGGAGCACUAAAUAGACACACACAAUCUAUUCAAUCUUAUAUGAAAUGGAAUAUUGUGUACGCGCUGCUGGGUGAGGUAAGGAGGGAAUCCCUCAAUUGUUUAAGCACAGAGAGAGAAAGAAGCUUUUGGGGGUAGGAUUGUGUAUAUAAAAACAAAGCCAAAGAGUUACUGCUUAAGAAAUCAAGCAAGUGGAUCAAUAAAGGAAUGUUAAACAAUAGGUAUAUACAUAA
Lutzomyia longipalpis is the source of this 5949-nucleotide messenger RNA. It is a transcript of the gene mAChR-B, whose product is annotated as muscarinic acetylcholine receptor M1. The record is from RefSeq and is a predicted model, not a curated record. The transcript is spliced from 4 exons. Gene Ontology annotation, molecular function: G protein-coupled acetylcholine receptor activity; G protein-coupled serotonin receptor activity. Gene Ontology annotation, cellular component: synapse; membrane; dendrite. Gene Ontology annotation, biological process: chemical synaptic transmission; adenylate cyclase-inhibiting G protein-coupled acetylcholine receptor signaling pathway; G protein-coupled receptor signaling pathway, coupled to cyclic nucleotide second messenger. NCBI's taxonomy places the organism in Eukaryota, Metazoa, Arthropoda, Insecta, Diptera, Psychodidae. Bases 826 to 3387 code for a protein of 853 amino acids.